Molecule: messenger RNA, 3389 nt
Organism: Oncorhynchus gorbuscha (pink salmon)
Lineage: Eukaryota; Metazoa; Chordata; Actinopteri; Salmoniformes; Salmonidae
Product: small conductance calcium-activated potassium channel protein 2-like
Exons: 8
Coding region: 23-2545 (840 amino acids)
Biological process (GO): potassium ion transmembrane transport
Cellular component (GO): neuronal cell body; neuron projection; plasma membrane
Molecular function (GO): small conductance calcium-activated potassium channel activity; calmodulin binding
Source: RefSeq, a predicted model, not a curated record
GCAAGACUCGGCUUUUAAGGGGAUGCGGCAUCGAUACGCGGGAGCUGUCUAUCAGCACCAAAUCCCCGACGAAGAGCGAGGCAGCGCGCAGAGCCGAGACCCAAACCCAAACUGUCCAGUUUUCAGUCUGCCGCCCCCUCCUCCGUCUUUCAGAGAGCGUUCAACUACCACCUCACACUACCAGAACCACGAACUGCCUUGUCUGAGUCAACCCUCUCGGAGAGGUAUCCAUGCCAGUCAGCCGCAGCACGGCGAACCCCCACCUCUGACAAACCACGACAUCGCCCAGCGACCGUCACACCGGGUCUGUGAACCCGACGGGCAGCCAGCGCACCUGAAGCAGAACCUUUGGGCCGCAGUCGGCUCGCAGCCGCAGUCGGAACAGUCUGUUAGUCAGAGCUGCCACUGCAGUUUUUCCGAGAAGGCGAACCUUUCUCACCAGCGCCAGCACCUCACUCACCCGCCGCAGCCCUCCCUAUCUUUGCCGCCGCCGCCAACGUCGUCCUCUUUGCUGUUUUUGCAGGAAUCUAAUCGCGGGGAACAUUUCCAAAGCAGUGCCAAUUACCAACAGGCGAGCAUCGUGGAACACUGCAGGGGAGGAGAAGGAGGAGGAGGGUACCGAGACCAGAAGCAGUUGUUGCAGCAACACUGUCAAAGACUCCGACACAGCGACCCCUCCCCUGAAGCAAUCCGAACAAACUCGCAGAAAGGGCGCACAGUAAAUCUAUGUGAGUCAAUCGAGGCUAAUCGGCGAGCAUUCGAGUCCCAGGCUCAGGACCUGCAGCAGCUACAGCAACAGCCACUAUUGCGAGCUCAACAACAGCUACUGGUGGGGAGCAGCUUGCCUAUCAACUACUGCGCCAACGGCUCAGGAGAGGUAUGUAGGAAUAACCAGGCAUCACUGCUGCAACAGCAUCAGCAGCAGCAAGACGCACUGGGGCUAUGUCCCCAGCUUCCGCAGCACUGUGACCAAGACUGCAAUACGCCGGGGCGAACGAACCAAGCCAAUCAGUCGCAACAACAUUGCCGCGACUCCCGUGUAAACCCACCAACGCAGCCGUACGGGGGGAACUCGUCUGCGACUGGCAGUAGCAGCAAGAGCAGCCCUAACUACGGCUCCAGCUAUCACCUGUGGCCGGAGAGCCCGCAUAAGGGAGAAGAGCGGAUACUAAUCGAUCAUUAUCAGGCAACCACUGAGCAGAAGAAGCUGAGCCAUGCUGGAUCCAAGCCCUGCCUCUCCGAGAGCAGCGGCCGACUCCCUCAGAUAGCCAUGAACACCUGCAAGUACAAUGGUGGCGUAGUGAGACCACUGGGCAGCCUGGCGUCGUCGCGGCGCAACCUGGCAGAGCUCGACUCGGAGACGCAGCCCCUCCAGACGUUGCACAGCUCCGGACUGGAGGUGGUGGUAUCAAAGGGCAACGGCGAGGACCCCAGCAAGGCGUCCAAUGAGAGCCUGGUCAGGGACGGUAACGGUGCUCCUGUGAAGAAGAACAAGGACAUUGGCUAUAGGCUCGGCCACCGGAGGGCGCUCUUUGAGAAACGGAAGAGACUCAGUGACUACGCCCUCAUCUUUGGAAUGUUCGGGAUCGUCGUCAUGGUGACUGAGACUGAACUGUCCUGGGGAGUUUACGGCAAGGAAUCUUCGUACUCAUUUGCACUGAAAUGCCUUAUCAGCCUUUCCACUGUUAUAUUGCUUGGUCUUAUAAUAAUGUACCAUGCCCGGGAAAUCCAGCUGUUUAUGGUGGACAAUGGGGCAGACGACUGGAGGAUAGCCAUGACGUACGAGCGCAUCUUCUUCAUCGUGCUGGAGCUGCUGGUGUGCGCCAUCCACCCCAUCCCGGGCCAUUACCGCUUCACGUGGACGGCGCGGAUCGCCUUCACCUACACUCCGUCGACGGCCAACGCCGACGUGGACAUCAUCCUCUCCAUCCCCAUGUUCCUCAGGCUCUACCUGAUCGGCCGCGUCAUGCUGCUGCACAGCAAGCUCUUCACUGACGCCUCAUCGCGCAGCAUCGGCGCCCUCAACAAGAUCAACUUCAACACGCGCUUCGUCAUGAAGACGCUCAUGACCAUCUGCCCCGGCACCGUGCUGCUGGUCUUCAGCAUCUCCUCCUGGAUCAUCGCCGCCUGGACGGUGCGAGUCUGCGAGAGGUAUCAUGACACACAGGAAGUGACCAGUAACUUCCUGGGAGCCAUGUGGCUCAUCUCUAUUACCUUCCUCUCCAUUGGCUACGGAGACAUGGUACCUAACACGUACUGUGGGAAAGGCGUAUGUCUGCUUACAGGGAUCAUGGGAGCUGGCUGCACUGCACUGGUGGUCGCCGUGGUAGCCAGGAAGUUGGAGUUGACCAAGGCUGAGAAGCAUGUCCACAACUUCAUGAUGGACACACAACUCUGCAAACGAGUAAAGAACACAGCUGCCAAUGUACUCAGGGAAACAUGGCUCAUCUACAAACACACUAAGUUGGUCAAGAAGAUCGAUCACGCCAAGGUGCGGAAACACCAGCGCAAGUUUCUACAGGCCAUCCAUCAAGCUCAGAAGUAAGUUGAGUCUUCUAUGUUCCUCCUGUUUCCUCGACAUUCUCCCUCUCCAUGUCUUCGUUUUGACAUGCAUGAACCUUCAAAUGCUGGAUGCCGGUUGUUUUGGUUUUCUUUCAAUGUUCCAUUUACCCCCAUCCUCUGAAUGGAAUGACAAAAAGCAUCAACAUUACCACUGAUGAUGACAUGGUAGUGGGGUGUCUGAAGAAAGUCAGAGGCAUCUGGCAGUAUGAGCUUGUUGGGGCUUGUUGGCUAGGCCGGAGUCCAUUCAUCAAUGAAGUCACCAUCUAUGAUGUUACCAUGAUUAAUAUAGAAACAAUAUGUAGGCUAUAUUAACCUGCAUUGGCAGACCCAUCCUUGCUCCUGAUUUUGUGGUUAACAUUUAUCUCAAGGGUUUGAAAAGUCUGUUUUUGUUUUGAGGUAUUUUCUUAUUUUGUAUUUCCAUCAACACUCAGACAUAUCAGACACUCACAAUAAAGAACACACCUGCAGUGGCCUAGUAUCUUAACUCACCCUAGCAGGAAGUACCCUGGAAACCAGCUUUAGAGUCAUUUUUGUACCCAACUCUGAUGCCUUUCCUUCACAGACGCUAUAUAGGAAAAAACGGGCCUUGCUGGUAGCCUCUAGUUAGAUGAAGCUGAAAACAGAGCCUUUGCUGUGAUGUCCUCAUUUGCACAUCAAUGAAUGUCCUUGCCUCAGAAUUAGCACUUUGGGGAACUUUCUGCCUGCCUCAAGUCACCAGGAUGUCGAUCCAUUUUUAUUUAUUUGUUAUUUCACCUUUAUUUAACCAGGUAGGCUAGUUGAGAACAAGUUCUCAUUUACAAGAUAAAGCAAAGCAGUUCGACACAUAA